Molecule: messenger RNA, 2733 nt
Organism: Patiria miniata (bat star)
Lineage: Eukaryota; Metazoa; Echinodermata; Asteroidea; Valvatida; Asterinidae
Gene: rhpn1
Product: rhophilin-1-like
Exons: 12
Coding region: 395-2548 (717 amino acids)
Biological process (GO): negative regulation of stress fiber assembly; signal transduction
Molecular function (GO): protein binding
Source: RefSeq, a predicted model, not a curated record
UUAUGUUGUGUUGGGCACCAGCGAAUAGUUCGGCGAACAGGUGUGUGAUUUACGUGCAAUGCAUGGAUCACUGAUCUUGUUGACGUUACAAGCUGCGGGGGAGAUUCGUGAGAAGUGGUUGACGUACAAAGUGCAGUUUUAUUUCGUUGACUUCAUAAUUCACGUCUGCAGAUGAAAUCGCAGCAAGUUAAAACUGAGCGCUAGUAUCUAAUUCACUUCUCGAAUAUCAUGACAGUGCGUGUCAUGACAUGAUCAGUGUGCAUGCUGUGUGACUGUCACAAAGUGAAGCCGUGUUCAUUUUGUUCAUCUGAUUGAAACGGUCGUCUCUUGCUGACUGCAACUUCGUUUUCAAGUCGAGGGUACCGCCGGGCACUGCCGGGGAUCGGCUGCCGAGAUGUUGGAGAACGGUGGGUCGGAAAAUAAGGACACACAUGACACAGGCCCCAGGAGAAAGGGAUGUGAUCCUUUAGCGCAGACUGUAAGAGGCAAACUGCAGAACAGAAGGCAAAAACUGAAUGGCCAAAUCAACAAAGAGAUGAGAAUGAGGGCCGGGGCUGAAAACCUCUUCAAGGCAGCCAGCAACCGUAAGAUCAAGGAGCAGGUUGCCAUGGAGCUGAGCUUCGUGAACUCCAACCUGCAGCUCCUCAAGGAAGAGUUAGCAGAGAUCAACAGUGAGGUAGAGGCCUAUCAGAAUGAUACAUUCCUCAGAAGUGUUCCACUCAUUCCACUAGGCUUGAAAGAGACUAAAGAUAUCGAUGUCAAGUUGGUGUUUCAGGAUUACAUUCUUGAGCAUUACAGCGAAGAUGGUGCAAACUACGAGCAGGAAAUACAAGAGUUUAUGGACAUCAGACAGGCAAUGCGAACCCCAAAGAGGAACGCUGAAGGGGUGGAUUUGUUAUUUGAAUACUACAACCAGCUCUACUUCAUCGAAAACCGAUUCUUCCCUGCAGAUAGACACACUGGCAUAUACCUGACAUGGUAUGAUGCCCUGACUGGUAUUCCCUCAGUCCAGAGGUCCAUUGCCUUUGAGAAGGGCAGCGUCCUGUUCAACGUCUGCUCCCUGUUCACCCAGAUAGGUGCCCGGCAGGACCGGAGCAUGCCGGAAGGGAUCCAGGAGGCCAUUGCUAACUUGCAGUGUGCUGCCGGCGGCUUCGGGUACCUUGCUGCUAACUUCAGCCACGCUCCCAGCAUGGACAUGAGCACGCCUGUGCUGCUCAUGUUAGAAGCACUCAUGAUGGGUCAAGUUCAAGAGUGUAUCUUUGAGAGGAGAGUUCUGGGUGGUAUUGCUGAAGACAUCCAGACCAGCUUUGAAAUAGCACAAGAAGCUGCUGUUGUUUCGGAGGCUUACUCCAAGGUGCACCAGCUCAUGAUGCAUCCUAAGGUCAAAGAUUACGUCCCUUACUCCUGGAUCUCCCUGGUGCUGGUCAAAUCACAACACUUCAAGGCGUCAUCACACUACUAUGCAGCAAUGGGCUACUCAGAUAGACACUCCACCUACGAUCAGGCCACACUAGAGAGAGUCUUCCCCACCGUCUACGAUGAACAUCGCACCUUGCAGGUGCCACGGUCACAGCAGGAACGCAAGCGACUGAGUAAAGCCCACAUCCGGCAGGCUCUGAUACUGCACGAGGAGGCCCUGGGGGUCCACAGGCUCUCCAAGAUGCUGCGUAAGAUUGACACACUGCAGGAGGUCUUGCGGCAGUCUACCGACCGCUCCAUGAACUGCUACACAGAGCUAGAUGAAGAGGACGACUUCUUUGAGAUGAUGGAUGUCCCAGACAUUAAGGGUAAGGCCAAGCAAGUUCCCGAGCCGACUGCGAUUGACUUUACAAGAGUGACAGUUAACGACAUCUUCCAUAAACUUGGUCCACUUGCUAUCUUUAAUUCCAGAAACAACUGGUCAGCUCCUCGUAUGGUUGACAUCCAGCGAGGAGUUGAAGGCUUUGGCUUCACGGUGCGUGGUGACUCGCCCGUUAUCGUCGCCAGUGUGGACCCGGGAUAUGUGGCUUCGGCAAGUGGUGUGAAAGAGGGUGAUUUUAUUGUCGGGGUGAAUGACCGCAGCGUGAAGUGGGCCAAGCACGGUGAAGUGGUCAAGGAGAUCCUGAGCUCCCAGCGUCUCCGCAUCGAGCUGGUCACCCCACUGGGUAACGGUGUCCUCCACCCUCAGGACAAACGUCGACUCAACUCUAGCGACUCCGCCGGCUCCAGCCUGACUGAUAUGAACGGCUCGAUCACAUCCGGGUCUUCCAGUAAAGACCGUCGCCAACCGUCACCCAAGAAGAGUGCCAAGGACGUCCCAGACGGGUCCAGGAGCCUGGGUCGCGGCAAGAGUCCUGGUCGAGCCAAGAGCCCCGGACGGAUGAAAGGCCCCGAGAGUGUCAACAAUCUUGGUAGUAAGAGUCUUCCACGAGGUGCGACAGUCAACGCGAAUGGCAGCUCAGGGAUGGGCAAGAAGAAGGAACGUGGUCACAAAGGAAAGGGAUCCUCAGAGAAGGAAGGAGUCAAGAAAGCCAGAGGGGUGUUGAACAGUAAAGCAGGUCUGUGGUAGAAGUGAUGACACCUCAAUGGGCAGCCAUGAUGAGGAUAUAUGCACUAGCACUGCAAAAGACUUGAGGGAUAUCACAUAAAAAAUACCAGACCUCUUGAUCCCUAUUUUACCUCACUAGUUUACUUAUUAUUUUUUAGAUUGAAAAUCUAUGCACAAUUUUAUUCUAAUAAACUUGCUAUUUUAUU